Molecule: messenger RNA, 3390 nt
Organism: Symbiodinium sp. CCMP2592
Lineage: Eukaryota; Dinophyceae; Suessiales; Symbiodiniaceae
Source: the annotation of a GenBank genome assembly
AUGCGUGUAGUUGUGACCGGUGCAGGCGGGCAAACUGGGAGUCUGGUUGUGAAGAAGCUGAUAGAACAUGGUAUUGAAACAACUGCCGUGGUGCGAAGUGAAGUCAGCAAGAACAAGCUGGUUGAUCAACUUGGUGCUAAAGCUGCUGUUAACAUUGUACUGGCGGAUGUUACCAAUCCCGACACUUUGAGGCAAGCCUUUGUCGGUAUGGAUGCCUGUGUCAUUGUGACAAGCGCUAUGCCACGACUGCUAAAGUCCUCUUUGCUUGGUGUGAUCCUUGCGAAAGUCUUCACACUAGGUUAUGUAUCGAAAAAGCCUUCGUUCUAUUUCGAUGAGGGACAGUCGCCUGAGACAGUUGACUGGAUGGGCCAAUGCAGUCAGAUUGAUGCCGCCAAAGCUUCCGGACUGAAACAUGUUGUCCUUGUCUCGUCAAUGGCUGGGACAAAGCCGGACCAUUUUCUGAACACGCAAAUGGAGAACAUCGUACUCUGGAAGAGGAAAGCCGAGUGCUACCUCGUGGCGAGUGGCAUACCUUAUACCAUCAUCCACCCUGGCGGUCUCCUGCCGCACUUCGGGGACAGUAAACCAGCUCCAGGCGGGCGGCGACAGCUCUAUGCUGGCAUUGAUGAUUCAUUGAUGGACGACGGAGAAAACCGUAGCCAGGUGCCUCGGGAAGAUGUGGCAGCCGUUUGUGUCGCCAGCCUUUUGGAGCCCCAGCUUUCGAAGGGCUCCAAUGCUUGCUACACGAAGGAGCAGGCAGAGUUCAAAGGCAGCAAGAAGAUAAGAAUCCUUCACGAACAUGCUUCGCAUGUGGAGGUCUUGGUGGAGUUCGUAGAGGCGAACCUGUGCCAGACCACUGGCAAGGCAUGGGCACAAGCUCUGUUGUAUAAGAAAGAGGGCGAGGAGUGGCUCGAGCAGCAUGUGGCAGCCAUGUGCAAGACAAGCUUAUUGGAGGACGACCCUGCCCCAACGGACGAGUUGUCUGACCAGGACUCAGAUCCCCCCGCCGUGCUUCAAUCGGAUGACAUCCAGGUUUCCGCUUCGGAAUCUUCCUUUACGCCGCAGCCGAGCCAGUCUGCUCCCUCCACCGUGAGACUCCAGGAUCUUGGGGAAGGAGUCUCGAAGCCGAAAGUUGGAAGCGAUGGAAGCGAGCAAGAGUCGCCGCAGCGUGUGGAGGAUGCAGCGCAGCCGCCGCAGCCGCCGCAGAGUGAGGCAGACGAGGCUUUUCCAGACGCACCAAUGGCGUCAAAGGUGGAACCUGAGGAGAGAGUGGCAGAGGAGGCAGAUGCCGCGCUAUCUGAAGUUCCGCCGGAGCUUGCUCCAGGCAAGGCGGGUAAGAAGGAGAAGAAGGAAAAGAAGGACAAGAAAGAAAAGAAAAAGGACAAGAGAGCCAAGAAAGAGAAAAAGGAGAAGUCAGACCCGACAACGGAAGCACAGCCGAGAGAGUCCAAGAGGCAGGCACCACAGGUUGCAAUUGUGGCGGCGCAGCUUGACAGCUCCAGCGAUUCGAGCAGUGCCGAGAUUGGGCAUUUGGAUAUUCUGGCUGGCGGGAAGACCUGCCUAGUCGAUGCUUCAAGGGCCAUGCUUUGCCAGAUACCUCACAGUUCGCACGUCAAGUCGAGCUUUACUGAUGCAGUCAACGGCUCAACGGGAUUCCAUGACUUGGAGACAAUUGGCAGACUUUCGGAGACAGAGGUGCUGGACUUCUUAGAGUCCCUUCGUGUUUAUCCAGGCCAUAAGCUACGGCUCCUUCGAGCCAUCGAAUGCUUGCGGCAUGCCGUGCUGGGAGCCGAUAGGCGGGAGGAGCAAAUGCUUGAAGAUGACGCGGCCUUGCAGCGGCUGUGCUCACAGAACUCUGAGCUGACACGAGGCAAGGUAGAAGCUGAGAAUGAAAGCAAGAAGUGGCAGCAAGAGACUCGCAGAUUGCUUGAAGUUAUCCGUGAUCAAGGAGCAGAGCUGCAGAAGCAGCGUGACAAAGUUUUAGAACUUGAGGAACUGGUUCAAGCCCAGACCGAACAGGUGGAUUUUCUGACCAGCCAGCUGCAUGCACUGGCACAGGCUGCUGGGCCAGAGACUCUGAAUGACAUGUUCCAAUCUCACAAGGGUCGUGGGGUGGAUUGGGGGCUCAGAGACACCGAGUCUCCACAGCCAGAUUUGCCUGUGCGAGCUAGAGCCUUCAGCGACUCAGACUCAUUGACGAUGCCGACACCUCUGGGAGGAUACCUGCAUGAGCCCGCUGUGGAACCACCGCGGGCCAAGUUCGCAAAGUCCAUGGAGAUUCCAUCUGCCAACGCCGAAGUGGAUAAUCUCAUAAGGUGUCUCGCAACUGCACUGCAGAACAAAGUCAUACUGUCGGUGGGAAAGCCUCGGCCCCACACCGGAUCAGUUGAAUGCCUGGCUGCUUGUGCCAUUUUCUUGGAGCCUGUUUGCAAAGAUAUGUUGGAAAAGCAGGUGCGACCUCGAGAAGCGUGUGGUGAGGGAUUUCCUGGCAACGAGCAAAGUGAUUUCGGCACGCCUUUGUCUAGCAUGUGCUCGCCAUUGAUGUCCAAAGAAUCAUCUGCGCAGGUCUCCGAAUCCUUGAACAAGCCAAGCCAUCCGUUCAACUCAAUUGCAGUUCGACGGAUUCCGAACAAAUGGGACAUAUAUGAUUUUCUUGAGCUCGUUAUCCAUGCAUUAGAGGUCCAUCCGGAGGUCAGCGUUGUCACGUUGGUGUAUUUGGAUCGGUUCUGUGAGACAAGUGGCAUUGCUCUGACGCCAGACAAUUGGCAAAGAUUAACAAUCACUGCAAUGAUGCUUGCUUCAAAGGUGUGGUAUGAUGAGUCCUACGAGAACGUAGACUUUGCCCAGAAAUUCGAUCUCUACAGCUUGGCAGAGAUCAACACCUUCGAACGCAUCUUUUUGAAAUGCGUCUCUUAUGACAUGUCUGUAAAAGCCGUACAGUAUGCACAGACUUAUUUCUUCUUAAGAACUUUGGGAGCAAAGGAUUCCGUAGAGUUCACCCUCCAGCCGUUAGACGAAGUGGGAGAGUCGCCCGUCAAGCCGGCUUGGGCAUGGGGCCUGGUCCAUCGCAAGUUGCGAUGGGUGUUCAUCACCUCAUGGAUGGCACAUCCAGCCAUCAUGACCGUGCCGUUCAUGACGCCCGAGAUGAUUCACGGGCCUUCGCACUAUCACCCAAUGGCCAUGAUUGUGGACCCAGCCAUGGUGAUGCCUAAGUUUAAAGAGAAGCAUGAGAAGAAGAGCAAGAAGGAGCGUGAUCGAGACAGAGAGAAGCAGAAACGAAAGGCAGAGAAGACUACCGAUGCUUCUGCCACAAAGCGGCACGAGCAGGAGAAGCGGCAGCUAAAGCAAAAAGAGAAAGUCGCUAAGCGCAAGGCACCGUGUCUGUGCUGA